Molecule: messenger RNA, 1266 nt
Organism: Penicillium taxi
Lineage: Eukaryota; Fungi; Ascomycota; Eurotiomycetes; Eurotiales; Aspergillaceae
Exons: 1
Coding region: 1-1266 (421 amino acids)
Molecular function (GO): FAD binding
Source: RefSeq, a predicted model, not a curated record
AUGACUCUCAAUGUCCUUAUAGUGGGCGCUGGUAUCUGCGGCCCAGCUCUGGCAAUACUUCUCCAAAAGUCCAAUCCUCAAAACAAUAUUACUAUCGUGGAACGAUUUCCCCACUUGCGAUCGACAGGCCAACAAGUUGACCUGAAGACACAGGCUCCUCACAUACUGAGGAAAAUGGGACUCAUGGAUGAGAUAAAGUCACGCUGCGUCAAUGAGACUGGGCUGGAGAUGGUGGACUCAGAAGAUAAACGAAUAGGAUACUUUGGUGUUGCCGGCUCUGGAGAACUUCGCCCUGGCUUGACAAGCGAGCACGAAAUCAUGCGAGGGGAUAUGGUGAAGGUUCUGUACGACGCCAGUAUUAAGCAAGACUCCGAAUUAAGUGCCAACUCCGAAAGAAAAACAGGGUUGACCUAUGAGUUUGGCCAAACUGUUACGGCCCUUGAUCAAAGCGCGGAUGGUGUGGAUGUCACUUUCUUGAGUGGUCAGAAAGGGCGCUAUGAUCUUGUCGUCGCCGCUGAUGGGCAGGGCUCCCGCACCAGGCGACUUGCCUUCGGAAAAGAAGUCAGUGACGCGGCUUUCAAAACACUCGGCGUUCAUGGUGGAUACUUUAGCAUCCCGCGCAUCCAAAGUGAAGGAAGUCUUGCAAGAGGACAUCUUGCGCCAGGAAGCCGGAUGAUCAUCACACGCACUAGUGAUCGACCAGUAACAGGCGUGCUACUUUUCACCACAAGCACAUCACCGGAGCUAAGAGCAUCAUACAAAAAAUCAAUCGAGGAGCAGAAAGAAGCAUUUUCUGACAUUUUCCGAGAUUCAGACUGGCAGGCCGAUCGCUUGAUGGCGGGACUAGCUGUCUCUGACGAUUUUUAUGCGCACGAGGUUGGCCAGAUCAAGAUGGACCGACUAUCAACUGGCCGUGUGGUACUUCUCGGAGAUGCAGGCUAUUGCCCAAGUCCAUUUACUGGCUUAGGAACCAAUCUCUGCCUGAUGGGAGCAUAUGUGCUGGCAGGAGAAUUGGCACGACAACAAAACGACGUACUAGGAGCGCUCAAAUCGUACGAAGAUAAGAUGAGGCCCUUUAUUGACGAUUGCCAGAAGUAUUCUUCGGGGCUUCUUAGUCUUUUUUUCCCCUCUUCCCGUCUCGGAAUCUGGACCCUACACCAAGUCAUUCGGGCUAUGUCUAAAGUGACUAGUCUCUUCCCACAGCCUCAGGAAGGUGAACAUGGGAAGCGGAUUCCAGAGUAUCCUGAGUUGAAGCUGAAGCCGUGA